This is a messenger RNA of Triticum turgidum subsp. durum (durum wheat), 249 nucleotides long. The record is from the annotation of a GenBank genome assembly. Lineage: Eukaryota; Viridiplantae; Streptophyta; Magnoliopsida; Poales; Poaceae.
AUGUCCACUGAUGAGAGAAUGAAGAUUGAUUCAGUGUCUAGGUUCCCCGUCAUAAAGAAAAGCUUCUCAGUUGACAAUGCACAAGUGUUACCUUCUACAAAGCCAUCUCCAUGCAAAGAAAUGAUGACCCAUCCAUCUUCAAAGAAUAUCGAGAGGUACUCUUUGGCUAAGAUGAGCAUUGAACUUUCAGAAGAUGAAACCACCAACACAGAGAUUAUUGGGCAAUCGGGACAUGCGAGGGAAAAAUGA